This is a messenger RNA of Sarcophilus harrisii (Tasmanian devil), 6741 nucleotides long. It is a transcript of the gene SLC35F6, whose product is annotated as solute carrier family 35 member F6. NCBI's taxonomy places the organism in Eukaryota, Metazoa, Chordata, Mammalia, Dasyuromorphia, Dasyuridae. Gene Ontology annotation, molecular function: transmembrane transporter activity. The transcript has 6 exons. Bases 65 to 1180 code for a protein of 371 amino acids. The record is from RefSeq and is a predicted model, not a curated record. Gene Ontology annotation, cellular component: membrane; intracellular membrane-bounded organelle. Gene Ontology annotation, biological process: transmembrane transport.
CCCGCUGGCGGCGGCGGCGGCGGCGGCGGCGGCAUCGGGGCAGCUGCCUUUGCGCGGCCUGGCCAUGGCGUGGACCAAGUACCAGAUGUUCCUGGCCGGGCUCAUGCUAAUCACCGGCUCCAUCAAUACCCUCUCGGCCAAAUGGGCUGACAUGUUUAUGAUUGAGGGCUGUGGAGCAAGCCAGGCCCAAAGCUUCCAGCAUCCUUUCCUCCAGGCAGUGGGUAUGUUCCUGGGAGAGUUUUCCUGCCUAGCAGCCUUCUACUUACUUCAGUGCAGAAUUCGGGGGCGCAUAGAUUCUAGUGUGGAACCCCAGCAGUCCUUCAAUGCCCUUCUCUUCCUGCCCCCUGCUCUCUGUGACAUGACUGGGACCAGCAUUAUGUAUGUGGCCCUGAACAUGACUAGUGCCUCAAGCUUCCAGAUGCUUCGCGGGUCUGUGAUCAUUUUCACAGGUCUUCUCUCCGUGGCUUUCCUGGGACGAAAACUGCUUCCAAGCCAAUGGCUGGGCAUCCUUGCCACGAUUGCUGGCUUGGUGAUUGUGGGUCUGGCUGACCUUAUGAGCAAGCACGACGAUCAACACAAGCUCAGCGAUGUGAUUACAGGGGACCUGCUGAUCAUCAUGGCACAGGUGGUUGUCUCUAUCCAAAUGGUGCUGGAGGAGAAGUUUAUCUACAAGCACAAUGUGCACCCACUUCGGGCUGUGGGUACUGAAGGGCUCUUUGGCUUCGUGAUCCUCACGGUGCUGCUGGUGCCCAUGUACUACAUCCCUGCCGGCGCCUUCAGCGGCAACCCCCGGGGCGUGCUAGAAGACGCGCUCUACGCCUUCUGCCAGAUGGGCAGGCAGCCGCUCAUCAUCGUGGCACUGCUGGGCAACAUUAGCAGCAUCGCCUUCUUCAACUUCGCCGGCGUCAGCGUCACCAAGGAGAUGAGCGCCACCACGCGCAUGGUCCUGGACAGCCUCCGCACCGUGGUCAUCUGGGCCGUCAGCCUGGCGCUGGGCUGGGAGACUUUUCACCCGCUGCAGAUCCUGGGCUUCUUUGUCCUUCUGACGGGCACAGCUUUCUACAAUGGGCUGCACCAGCCCCUGCUGGCCCGCCUGCCCUGGCGCCGGCCUCCGGCUGAGGACCGCGAGAGGGAAAGCCUGCUUGGGGGCAGCCGUACCCCCAUCAAUGAGGACAGCUGAAGUCCUGCCAGGUCCACCCCACUUAACCCUGAACUUUAGGCUCCUUUUCCAUUAGGACAGGAAACCCUGGGAUCCUCAAAAGGAGCCUUGGAAAUGGGGUAUCUAAGGUCCUUCCCCCCCUUCCAUUGUCUUCUCUUUCAGGAGGACACUGGAUGUGCCACUGGGGUCAGAACCUGUUUCUCCUGCCCCUUCCUCUGACUGUUUCCUCAGCUUCCUUUGGCCCAGGACACACCCCAAAAUCUGCAGAGGGCCCAGGAGAGGGCUUGGGCUCCCCUGCCUCUGGCUCCAACCAUGUUAUGGAGAGUGAUAGACUGAUCCAGGCACCUGCACCAGGCACCAGGCACUGAUUCACCAAAUCACUAAUACAAAUUGAGUAGUAAUCAUUUCCCCAAAAUCAUGAGUCAAAUUUAGUUUAAAAAAAAAACAACCCUAAAUAUCACUUCAGAAUCAAACUUAAAACACUCUGUAUUUUCUCAGACCUUUGUACUGCUGGGUCAUCUGCAGAACACUGGCCAGUCGUGAGUUGAAUGGGCAAUCGGCUUGGGCAGUUUGGCUCCAAGCCGCCUCCUUUCUUUCUGCCUUGGUCCCGUGACAGGCUCCUGUCUACAAUGUGAGGGUAGUUCUGCUUAAGUCACAGGUGUUUGCUAGCUGUUCAUGCUGCUGCUGACGGCUGUCUGCCGCACAGCCCAGGUGCCAACAGGUACAGGCUAGGCAGGCGGGCCGGGGUUGCAGCUGGCUCUGCAGGAGGAGAGGGAGGAGAAACGGUCAGAGUGGCUCCUGGCAGAAACUCAGUGCUACUUGGAACUAUUACCUUUGGUAUCUCCUUUUCUUUUUUAAAGUAAAGCCAAAUAGAAGAGUGAUCCGUAAUGUGUGAGGUUUGGGGGUUUGACUGUGUUUUUGGCAGAGGGGAGUAUGAUGAGUAGAUAGACAAUAUCUGGGCAAAGAAUUCUGGAAUACUGGAGGUCUAAAGAAUUUUAGGCCUCAUCAAAUCUGGUCCCAGGACACUGGGUGCAUCCCUAUUGCAUCCCUAUGGGUUUAAUAACCUAUAGAGAAAGGCCUCCAAUUAAGUUGAGAAGUUUUGGGGCACAUUAUCUAACAGUUCUGUGAAGGUUAGUGUAGGUGUUUGUGUUUUUUCCUCCCACCAAUACUUCAGUGGUUAAGAUUCAGUCAAAGACUAAGUAAAACUGCUAGAGAUGUUAGUGCUAUCUCAAUUAAAAUUGAACAGAAAGAUAAAUUGAGGCAAAUCUCUGAGCAAGAUCAUGUUUAUUAGCAGGGCCAUGAUGAAUGUCAAUAAAUGCAUCAGGGGUUUGCCCCCAUUAAUGCCAAAGACCCUUAGCAUAGGACAGCUCACUUGGUGUGGGUUUGGGGGAGUACAGAACAAAGAGCAGAGCAGGGUAAAUGAGUCAUGGGAUUAAGGACAAUAGGAUCAGUUAUAGAACCAAGGCAAAGAAAACAUGAUUGAUUGAAAGUUUGUUAAUGGUAGUUAGCAACAAACCCCUUUCAUCUUUUGGGAGAUUUAAGAAAUGCUUAUUGUCUGAAUCCAGGUGCAAAAUAGCAGGCUAGACACUUGGGCAGCAAACCAGACAUCCUUGAAGGAAAGCCUAGUGGUGUAAAGAUAUCAGGCUCAACACUCUUGCAUUCACAUCAUUUUCCAAGAUCAGUUACAUUCAAGUUAGCUAGCUGGAGAACUGAACUUCUAAACGUGACCCAUUAAAAGCUAGCCAAAUCUCUGAACUAAGUGCAGAGAUAAAGAACUGUGACUUAAGCAAUUAUAGGACAAAAGCAAUUAAUUAGAAAUGGGAUCAAUUCAAUCUAAUUAGUGCUAUGAAACCUUUUUUUAGGUUUGGGAUUAUGAAGCCCAGCUCUGCCAUUUCUUAUUCAUAUGACAAUAGGCAAAUCCUUUCCAGGCUUUGAAGGUUUCCUGAUCUGUAAAAUGAGAUCAGACUAAAUGAUUUUCAAGGUCCCUUCAAGUUAUGAGUCUCUGGUCCUGUGCUCCCUGGUUGUGCCAUUGACAGUCCUACAAUAAGGGCAGCAACAAUUAACUUUUUGAACAGAAGCACUGUAAGGAAUGUGCAAUAAUUGCUUACAUUUACACAGCACGUUAUCAUUGGUAAAGAAUUUUUCUUAUAACAACUUGGUAUAUCUGUUAGUAUAAAUAUGAUUACACUCACUUUAUAGGUACACAAACAGGCUUUAAGGGGAAGAAGCAGGUCACAAACCUAAGUCAUCCAACUCUUUCCUGUGUGUUCUGCCUUGUCCACUACUUAUCAAUGUAAUUGCUUCUCCAUUGCCCAUAUAAUAUCUGUGGUCCUCAAACCUUGACCUUCAGGUGACUCAGCUCACUGAUUUUGCAAUUGGCACCAUUAUCCUCCCAUUCAUUCAGGCUUGAAAUAGCACCACUUUGGGUCUGUCCCUUUACCUUCCCUGUAGCAGCUCAAGUCUUUGUUGAAUAUUAUACUAAUUAUAAACAGCUGUUUUUAGGAUCAGAGCUACAAAGGGAAAAGGAAAUCCUUCCCCAUCUCCAGGAAGCUUGCAUUCUUACAAGAUGGACACAGUACAAAUCCAUAAAUAUUAAGUGUACUUACAAGAUAGUUUGAGGACAGAGUCCCAAUAACUAACUAGGAGUCUCAGAAAAAGGUUUUGUGUUGUAACAUCUGAGCUGUGCCUUGAAAGAAACUUGCAAAGGGGAAUCAAGAAUAAAUUCUAGGCGUGGGAGACAACCCAUUCAGCCAUAGAAAUAGGAAACAGAAUAUGAGUUUUGGAGAGCAGCUAGUGGUCCAGUUUGGCUGAAACAAAGUGUGAAUGGGGAGUAAUAUAAAAUAAAUUGGAAAAAGUAGUUGGGAGAGAGAUUGGGGAAAGUUUUAGGCAAGAAAGAGCCAAUAAAGCUGUUUGAGUUGGGGAGUGACAUCAAAUUAGGAGUGUUGGGAAUAUUUAAAUUUCCUGAUGUAGAGGAAUAAAUGGCAUGCCUUUCAUAGGACACAAAAAGCCAGGAAAGAUCACAAUUAACACUGGAUUUUUUUUUUUUGAUAAAUCUAAUGAUUUUAAUGCAACAAGUCAUUGACUGCCUCACUUCAAGGCUAAAUUAUAGUAGAUACAUAUGGUGUUAUGAGGUCAGAACUGAUUUAUAAUUUUUGUGACUUAUGAUAGGAACAUAGAUAUAAGCUAUGUCUGUCCUCAGAUUUAAAGGUCCUUGGAAUUAUCAGAUCUUAAUGCCCCAAAAAGAAGGCUGUAGGCUUGGUAUGGCUAUCACUUCAACUGGGAAUCCUUGCAAUUUCUGGCUCUGGGGCACUUUCUAGAUAGUAUAUUAACCUCUAUUGAACUAGAUGGGGACAUGGACAAUUAGGGGCUCGAGUUUUCAGCCUUAAAUACACAUAAACAUCAUUCUAGCUAUAAGCUACCCUUCAAAUAAGCAAGGCUUCUAUUAAUCCCCUUUAAGAAAUAUUCCAAGGCAAGGCAAUAGUUGUCUGAUAGGCAUCUUAAACUCAACAUAUUCAAACAGAGUCACUAUUUUUCCCCCCAAAUCUCCCCCUUUUCUGAGAAUCCUAUGGAUGAUGAGUCAGGAUCCAAAAAGAUCAACAUGAGCAAUAGGCCGAGUCUAAUAAAGUAAACUUCAGUAGACAUCAUGCAGAGUCUGAUAGGUUAAAGAAAAUAACUUUGCAUUCACAAGAUGAGAGAGGUAUAUUACACAUGAAUCAGCAGUAUGAUGUAGCAGCCAAAAAUGUCAUGGGAUCUCAGGCAGUGUUGAGAGACAGCAUCUGGGAAUGAGGAAGAGAGAUUGUCCCUAUUUCAGACCUUAUCUAAAGUAUUGUGUUCAGUUCUGGCCACCAUGUUUUUGGAAGGAUGUUGAUAAGAUGAACAGAAUGCAGUGAAGAUGGUGAAGAGCCCAAAGUUCAGAUCAUGAGAACUGACAGAAUUAGGUAUACUGAGCCUGGAAAAGAAAAGACUGAGGAGGAAAGAAAAGACUUGUUCUUUUUGCCUCCAGAGAGCAGAAGUGUGGGAACAAUGGGUGGAUGCUGCAAAGAACUAAAGUUGGAUUUGAUAUCAGGAAAGACUUGAGACAGGUGGAGCUAAAACUGGAGUGAAUUGACUCAAGUGGAUUUCCCCUCAAUGGCAGUUUUCAAGCACAGGCUAAAAGACCAUAUAUUGAGUAUUUUUUAGAGUGUUCUUUAUUGAUUUCUUUUUACAUCUACAUUUUCCUGUAUAUUCCUGCUUUCUACAAAGCCAUUCCUUAUACCGAAGAACAGAAUAACCAACACAUUGAAAAAGUCUAAAAUUAUCUAUGGUGUUCCACACUCACCCUACCUCUGCAAUAGAGAAAGCAAGGAAUCCUAUAUUUUCUCUGGGGCUAAAUUUCAUCAUAAUUUCACAACCUUCAGUUUCAAAUGCUUUAUUCUUUCCAUUUAUAUUAUCCUUGCUUCCUAUAGUGCUUGCUCAUCUGACUACCAUCAGUUCAGUAAGUUUUCCCCAGCUUCUCUGAAUUCAUUAUAUUCAUCUUUUACAGGAUUGCAAUUACAGAUACAAUCUACCACCCCUUGUUUAGUUAUUCCCCCAUCAAUUGUGGACUUGAGUUUCUAAUAGACUUUCUUUUCUAAAUCCAGUGAUCUUAAUGCAACAAGUCAUUGACUGCCUCACUUCAAGGCCAAAUACAGUAGAUACAUAGUAAAUGGGUUUAGUCAAUGGUGUUACUGAGGUCAAAAUUGAUUCUAGUUUUAUAGUUUUUGUAACUUAUGAUAGGAACAUAGAUAUAAAGUUAUAUUUGCUCUGCACUUAGGUUUAAAGGUCCUUAGAAUUAUCAGAUCUUAAUGCCCCAAAAGAAGGCUGUGAAGAUAGUAUGGAUAUCACUUCAACUGAGAAUCCUUGCUAUUUUUGACUCGGGGGCACUUGCUAGAUAGUGUGCUCAAUCUCCUCUAUUGAGCUAUAUGGGGACAUGGACAGUUGAGGAUUCUAGAGUUUUCAGCCUUAAAUAUACAAACAUCAUUCUAGUUAUGUUACCCUUCAAAUGAGCAAGCCUUCUAUUAGUCCCCUUUAAGAAAUAUCCCAAGACAAGGCAGUAGCUAUCUGAUAGCCAUCUUAAACUCAACGUAUUAGAGUCACCAUUUUCCCCAAAAAACCCCUCCUUUUUCUGAGCUCCUAUAUUUCAAUCUUUAAUCCAUUUAGAUUUAUAACCUUGAAACCAUCUUCAAUUCCUUUCUCUCCACACUUCCCAUGUCUUAUCCAUUCAGACUAAAUAUUCUUCCUCAUCUCUCCCCUUCUCUAUUCACACAGUCACUACUCUGGUUCAGGCUCCCAUUUUCUCUUACCUGGACUACUGAAAUAGUCUCUUUAUUGACUUUCCUGUUUCAGAUCUCAUUCUACUCCUUCCUUUAUACUGCUUCUAGCCUCCAUAUAGCUGCCAAAUCUAACAUCCCAGAGAGAGGUUAAUGACUUUUCAAGAGCCUAUCAUUGGUUAGAGGUGCUUUGUAAGCACACAAAGCCCUAUCUGCUACUGAUUAGCCGCCUGUAAAUGUGAUCAGCUAUUUCAGUCCCAUCUCUUUUUUUUAUCCCAUUUGGGGUUUUCUUGG